Cheilinus undulatus (humphead wrasse) is the source of this 2132-nucleotide messenger RNA. It is a transcript of the gene rnf5, whose product is annotated as ring finger protein 5. Gene Ontology annotation, biological process: ubiquitin-dependent protein catabolic process. The record is from RefSeq and is a predicted model, not a curated record. Bases 185 to 814 code for a protein of 209 amino acids. Lineage: Eukaryota; Metazoa; Chordata; Actinopteri; Labriformes; Labridae. Gene Ontology annotation, cellular component: endoplasmic reticulum. Gene Ontology annotation, molecular function: metal ion binding; ubiquitin-like protein conjugating enzyme binding; ubiquitin protein ligase activity. The transcript has 6 exons.
UCUUGCCUUGUUUUCCCGGAACCGGAAGUACUCGUUCAGGUAGCGCGAGCUCUCUCGGGCAGCACACCUCUGUGGUGACAGUUGUCGUCGCCUCUGACUCAUAGCUAACGCUAGCUCAGGUUGGGCCCGUGUGGCGGUGGGGUUGGGUUGGUGCUUUACCUUCCUUACUUGUACAGUCGAUAUUAUGGCUGCCGCGGAUCCCCGGUCCUCGAGUGACGGUGGCCCGGCCAGCAGAGGAGGAUUCCCGGCCGGGGAGAGCAGCAACGACCGCGACGGGCCGAGCGGCGGAGGAGGCAGCGGUGAAGGAGAACGGGACCGGGCGACGUUCGAGUGCAACAUUUGUUUGGACACUGCCAGGGACGCUGUCAUCAGUAUGUGCGGACACUUGUUCUGCUGGCCCUGCCUUCAUCAGUGGCUUGAGACGCGGCCCAGCAGGCAGCAGUGUCCCGUCUGUAAAGCGGGCAUCAGCAGAGAGAAAGUCAUCCCACUGUACGGCCGAGGGAGCUCCAGCCAAGAGGACCCCAGGUUGAAAACUCCCCCACGGCCUCAGGGACAGAGAACAGAGCCAGAAAGUAGAGGCGGGAUGUUUCAGGGUUUUGGGGACACCGGCUUUCAUAUGUCCUUUGGCAUUGGUGCUUUCCCCUUCGGCUUCUUCACCACAGUCUUCAACACCAACGAACCCUUUCACAGAGCAGACCAGUAUACAGGUGAUCAUCAAGGCAACGGUAACCUCAACAACGGCAAUAACAACUGGCAAGACUCCCUCUUCCUGUUUGUGGCCAUCUUCUUCUUCUUCUGGCUGCUGAGUGUGUGACGAAGACAGGAUGGGAAAAAAAAAACCAAGACAAACUCGCACACUUAACUCGAGCCACAGACACUUAUUUUACAUUUCUUAGCAGGUACUAACUCGGGAGAUAAAGCAGGGAAGUAGUUUCAAAAGAAGUAUGGGAAUUUUGUUUAUUUCCUAACAAAGGCAGAUUCACCUCAGCCCCGCUCACCCGCUAUGGCAAUUUGUUUAUGCAAGAAACACUCGCUGGGAAGUAGUGUUGGGUGUAUCCUUAAAAGAUGUACGCGCUCCUUCUCUACAUUCAUCUGUAGAUAUUUGCACAUGGAAAAAUACAAAGUGACUAGCUCACUGUUAGGCGAAAGAGACAGUAUUACGAGCCUAAAGUGAGCUCUUUUGUGUCAAAACAAAGAAAAAGGUGGGUAGAGGAAAAUUUGGGGCAAAGCGGUUUCUGUGAUUUUUCCCCAUGAAGGAGUUGCUGGUUUAGUCUUUGAUUUAAUAAAAUAAGAAGAGGAAUUUUGCAAAAAAAACAAGGAAGAAAGAGUAAGGGGUUGGGUGUAACAUACUUUACAAGGCCAAAGAGUAGCAAUCAGUCACGUAUGAGUCAGGGGGUCGAAAAUGUAACUGAAUUAUCUUCCUGUUUACAGUUUGAAAUGAAAUUGUACUCCAGAAAUUGCAACUUCAUUCUUAAUGGCGGUAAUAGCACAGAUGGAUGCAUUUUUAUAAACAUUUGUCUUAAUGAAAACUACCAUUGCACUGUGAAGUCAUUUGUACACAAAGCUGCCCCAAAGGUAGAGCAUUUGCCGGGGUCAAGCCACUUCUUGCAUCUUGUUUGGUUGCUGUGGCCAGUUUGGGAGAUAUUCAUGAGCAAUUUAAGAGAGUAAAAUACAAAUCUGGCACAGAAAGAAAUUUGCAGGUUGAGUAGCUCAGUGAUGCUACAUGCUGCAUGAAAACGGGGAGUAGAGCUGGUGCAGCCUGACAAGCAAGGAGGGUCUUUUCAAUAAGAGGAGGUGAAAAGGUCAGAACACUAAAAAAGUUUGAUCAACUUUGUUACCAUUGAUUUUCUUUCUGUUUGUUUGUGUCUGAGUGAGUGUGUAAACAUUAUAUAUUUGUACAUAUGAAUAUUGUAAAUGCUGUUUCUAAUGUGUUUUCUGAGUGGAUGACCAACCAAGGAGAGCAAAAGAGAUCGACAUGUUUGAGUAGGCUUCAAGAUGCUUUUGUAAAGCAAGAUCUGCCUCCUGGUUUCAUAAAUUCCUUCCUCUAACUCAAGAAAAUCUUACAGCCCAUGUUAAUAACUCUUCUGCCAACCCUCUCCUGUUAAGUUAAAUAAAUGUUAUAAAAGAAAACA